This is a messenger RNA of Pseudoliparis swirei, 5201 nucleotides long. Its product is annotated as gastrula zinc finger protein XlCGF26.1-like. NCBI's taxonomy places the organism in Eukaryota, Metazoa, Chordata, Actinopteri, Perciformes, Liparidae. The coding region runs from base 328 to 2013 and encodes 561 amino acids. The record is from RefSeq and is a predicted model, not a curated record. The transcript has a single exon.
UUUUGGGGGACUGCAAAUGUGGAGUACGUGUGAUCGAAUACAAUAUUGUUGACAACACCAAAAAGCUACCCUUAUACUGGAGCUGCGAGCGUGGAGUGGCACUUUAUGACAUUGCGUAAUCACUGCCAGAAAGCAGGUCGAGUACAUCCGCCGGAUGUACCGGGCGGCUCCAGAAUCUUACAUAGCGGAGUUAUUUCCCCACAGACCCCCGAUGGCAAUAGCGGAGACGCAAAUCGGCAUUUUAAAAGUCAUUGUAGCGGCACCAUUUUUUUCAAGCUCCAAAAGUUUCAUAGUGGGGCUUUAACAGUUUAAUAUGAGAUUCAUAAGAUGUAUAAAUGUAUGUUACUAUUUUCCACAGACGUCCAGCAGCUGUUGGUGGUUAAAGAAGAGGUUCUUUCUGAGCACCAGGUCUGGAUCUCCAGUCUGGACCAGGUCCAUCCAGAGCCCCCGCUAGUUAAAGAGGAACAAGAGAACUUGGAGCCCCCCCACAUUAAAGAGGAACAGGAGGAACUCUUGACCACUCAGGAGGGAGAGCAGCUUCAAGGGCUGGAGGAGGCUGGUCUCAUGUUCUCAUUAACUCCUGUGAAGAGUGAAGCUGAAGAGGAAGGUCAGUCCUCUCAGCUUCAUCAAAGACAAACUGAACAGAUGAAAAUAGAAGCUGAUGGAGAUGAUUGUGGAGGACCAGAACCAGCCAGGAACGCAGAUCCAGAUAGACCUCCGGAUCCUGACGAAAAAACUGGAGACUCUUCAGAACCAGAUACUGAUGACUCUGUUGAUUGGAAGAAGACCAGAGAACCUCAAUCAGGCUUAAACUCUCUGAAUAAUGAUGAAGUUUAUGUCGGUGAUUCAAAAUGUAGUUCUAGUGAGAAACCAUUAAGCUGCUCUAAAUGUGGGAAAAGAUUUCACCUCAAAGGAGAUUUUGAGAAACACAUGUUAACUCACACAGGAGAGAAACCUUUCAGCUGCUCACUCUGUGAAACAUCUUUUACACGGAGGAGAACUUUGAGAAGUCACAUGUUAACUCACACAGGAGAGAAACCGUUCAGCUGCUCACUCUGUGAAACAUCUUUUACACGGAGGAGAACUUUGAGAAGUCACAUGUUAACUCACACAGGAGAGAAACCGUUCAGCUGCUCAGUCUGUAAAAGAUCUUUUACACAGAGAGGAAGUUUAAAGAGACACAUGUUAACUCACACAGGAGCGAAACCAUUCAGCUGCUCACUCUGUAAAACAUCUUUUACACGGAGGAGAACUUUGAGCAGUCACAUGUUAACUCACACAGGAGAGAAACCUUUCAGCUGCUCACUCUGUGAAACAUCUUUUACAGAGAGAGGAACUUUGAAGAGUCACAUGUUAACUCACACAGGAGAGAAACCUUUCAGCUGCUCACUCUGUGAAACAUCUUUUUCACGGAGGAGAACUUUGAGGAGUCACAUGUUAACUCACACAGGAGAGAAACCGUUCAGCUGCUCAGUCUGUAAAAGAUCUUUUACACAGGGAGGAAGUUUAAAGAGACACAUGUUAACUCACACAGGAGAGAAACCUUUCAGCUGCUCAGUCUGUCAAAGAUCUUUUACAGAGAGAGGAACUUUGAAGAGUCACAUGUUAACUCACACAGGAGAGAAACUGUUCAGCUGCUCACUCUGUAAAACAUCUUUUACACGGAGGAGAACUUUGAGGAGUCACAUGUUAACUCACACAGGAGAGAAACCGUUCAGCUGCUCAGUCUGUAAAACAUCUUUUACAGAGAGAGGACCUUUGAAGAGUCACAUGUUAACUCACGCAGGAGAGAAACUUUUCAGCUGCUCAGCCUGUCAAAGAUCUUUUACAGAGAGAGGAACUUUGAAGAGACACAUGUUAACUCACACAGGAGAGAAACCGUUCAGCUGCUCGGUCUGUAAAACAUCUUUUGCACGGAGCAGUCAUUUAAAGAGUCACAUGUUAACUCACACAGGAGAGAAACUUUCAGCUGUUCAGUCUGUAAAACAUCUUUUACAGAGAAGGGUCAUUUAAAGAGUCACAUGUUAACUCACACAGGAGAGAAACCUUUCAGCUGCUCAGUCUGUAAAACAUCUUUUGCAUGGAGUGGUCAUUUAAAGAGACACAUGUUAACUCACACAAGAGAGAACUCAUUUUAGUUGGUCUGGUUUUGGUAAAGUUCACAUUUAUUCCACUCCCUCACUUAUCAACAAGACCUUGAGAAACUAGACCUCCCUCGUUUGGGGCAGUGACUCACUUCCAACCGGGAGGACUCUAUCCACUUAGGGCUCGAACACACCCGACGCGACUCUAAAAAGCGCAGCCGCACCAAAAAACGCCUUGUCAAAAACCUGCCGGGCAAAACAGCGCAGUGCGCCUGUGGAGCGGACCUGCAUGCGUAACCAACCAUUGAUUUUGGGUUCAAUAUAUUUAAGAAAAAAGAAAGGAAAGAGUACGGCAAACACCACCAUCUAUUCCAUGAGUUGUGUCUCGAUGGCGAAGCUUUCAGUUGCACUUCCGACCGAGCAGAAGUUAGUUUGAGUCGUGUUUAGAUUUAGAAUUAUAAAGAUCUUCGUAAUUAAAUACCGCUAAUAUAAUAUAUAAUUUGAGGUUCUCCUCGGGAAAACAUGAAGGAAAGCCUCCUGCUUGAUUUGAUUGGCUGUAUUGGCCGAGUGUGACAUUGAUGAGCUGUGCGCCUCCGCGCCUCGUGCUUAAAGUUGAGAAUAUUUCAACUUUUAAGCGCGCCUGAAAAACACAAGAAACCCGCGCCGUACCAUAGGUCAAUGGUUUUGCGGGCGAUGCGUUUUUGAGAGGUGCGUCUGGUGUGUUCGAGCCCUAACCACUACGAAGCCAUCUCCACUAAGAGAAUAUUAUCUAAGCAGAGAAGUCACCGUGUUUGUUUUGUUUAGCUUUACCUGCCCUGUUAGUUGUCAUCGGGUAUUUUAUGAACCCCUGAGUCUUCCUGUUGUGCUUGUAGCUGCUGUCAUAGCGAUCCAGUCUGCUGAGCUUUGUUGAGUUGAGAUCCUCCACCAAGAAUAUGUCAGCAGACUGUAUUUCAUCAGUUAUCGGUCCAGUGACGCGGCUUUUGUGUGAUACAAUUACAGUUACUGUACAUUACUGCUGUGGUGAGGAUCUGCCUUGUUUAGAGUGCUUUCUUAUUCUGUUUCUUCUUUUCUAACUAACUGACCCACACACCAUUAUUGCUUGUGGGCGGAGUCUCAACAGCGCCAUGGCAUCAGACCCAGCCAGGUCCAAUGAACCCUAUGAGACGUGAAGUCACAAAGACUCCGGGGAGGAAGCAGAGUUAAUCAUGUGUGAUAGAGAGAUGAAAAUGCAUUCAUAAGGAGAGAGAAAAGAGGAGAGAGGUGCUCCGUGUAUCCUAAGCAUCCAUAAGGAGAGAGGAGAGAGGUGCUCAGUGUAUCCUAAGCGUCCCCCAGCAGCCUAUCAGCCUAUAGCGGCAUCUCUAGGUCCGGACCAGGUGAACCUGGUUUAGGUAUAACUAUCAGACCAUCAAGAGGAAAGUCUUCAGUCUACAUGAGGGCAGGGUUUUUCCUGCAUAGAGAUUUUUUUUUACUUAUACAGGCCGCAUAUCAUUAUAUAAAAUGAAGUGGUAACAUCAAGUGUGAAGUCAUAUGUGUCAUUGGAACUGGUGGCUAUUAGCUAGCUGUUGCUAUUUUAGGUUGACGUGUGACGACAAAUUUAUCCUUAUCUGGUCAAAUUUCGUAUGUCAUUUUUAGCUGAACUCGUGAAUAUCAUCAUACCAGAACUUUUCUUUAGGCUCUUUUGUUCUCUGCGCAGACAAGGAGCAGCGUGAGAGUCACUCUGAGUCUGUAAGGAUGCACUGAAGCUAUAAUUCACAAGGCAAACAUACAGAGAGAGGAAAGGUGGGGUUGCAAAGGGACAUGCGGUCUCAGACUGGAGCAAACAACGGGACUGGGUGACACUGGGAGUCAAAACAUCCAGAGGCCUGAAAGCACUCCGAUGUUCUGGCAGCCCCAACAUAGUCUUAUGCAGUCAUAAUUAUUGAUGAAGUGUAUGCCCUCCAUCCCCCCUCCCUUUCUUGCUUCUUCCUCCUUCCCACGGCAUCCAUGGGAGCAGUGUUCUGUCUGCUUUCCCAGUUGGUGUUCUACCUACGAGGUGAUAGAGAGAAAAACAACAAAGCACUCUGCCAUACCAUAAUAAAAUCUGUUAUUGUCCCUCGCAAGAUGAACUGAGCUCUGCUCGGAGUUCAGUAACACAGUUCCAUUUAGAAGAAAGAUUAAUGAUACAUUUUCCACCACACUGUACUACACCCUAGAGGUAAAUAUUGGAUAUGUUACUCUACUACACCUCAGAGGUACAUAGUAGUUUUUACUGUACUACUUCUCAGAGGUACAUUUUACUUAUUGAUUUAGUUUUCUUGCUCAGAUCUUCUGCUCUCCAGCUUCAGGCUGCGUUUGCUUCACUGGAACGUCCCUGAUGGGAGGACUGGUUCCUCCUCUUCUGCAGUCCAAGGCUUUAUUAUAUUGUUCUUCAUGAAUAAAAGUACUAUUAAUGACAGCGCCAGCUUUUUAUUUAGAGGUCAUGCUUCUCUCAUUCACAACUAAUUCACUGCUUUCUCAUUGAUAAACCUCUUGAAUAAUAAAGAGUUUAAUAUGAGAUUCAUAAGACGUAUUAAUGCAUUUUAUUAUUCUCCAGAGGACCGAGAGCCCCCCACAUUAAAGAGGAACCGACAUUGUGUUCCAUAACUGAAGAAUGACUAAAUUGAGGAAAUAAUUGUGGUUAAUUGUCUCCUUCCUCCUUUCUUCUUCAACAUCAUCCUCUACUGAUCUCUCUUUGAGAUUUAGGGAAUCCUUUGUUUUAAGACGUGAAUAGUUGACCUUUUGCGAACGUUCUCCCUUUGAUUCACUAGUAUUGUCACAGCUGUUCAAGUCAUCUGUUGUUGUUUUCUUGGUGGCUCACAAACAUUUGGAAAGUUCAGCCACUGUUUCCACCAAAAUGACUUCAGUUCAAUGUUGUUCUUCCAUAUUUGUCCCAGUAUGUAACCAAGCUGCAGCUGCUGCUUUUUCUUUUCAAACUAAAUAUGUGUGUUCAUGAUUAAUGUUUAAAUGGUUGCUUAAGAAAGUUACAUUUAUAAUUUCCAUGUGAAAUGAAUGUUCUUCAUUUAUGAAAUGUAUUUUUCACUGGUAUGAUUUCCACUCUGUUACAUCCAGAUUAUGAUAAUUAAAUGAAAUCAACAAAUA